This is a messenger RNA of Priceomyces carsonii, 3555 nucleotides long. RefSeq lists its product as uncharacterized. The transcript has a single exon. The record is from RefSeq and is a predicted model, not a curated record. Gene Ontology annotation, cellular component: nucleus. Lineage: Eukaryota; Fungi; Ascomycota; Pichiomycetes; Serinales; Debaryomycetaceae. Gene Ontology annotation, biological process: subtelomeric heterochromatin formation. Bases 1 to 3555 code for a protein of 1184 amino acids.
AUGGUACUAUAUAAGCGAAAGCCGGUCAUAUUUUCAUCUCCGCCUUCCCUUCCAGUCGACAUGAAUAGCGAAGUUUUCUUUAUUCCACAUACAAAAGAAUGGUUUUAUAACUACGAAGAUUACGUGGCAAGAAUGGAUUAUUAUAACACCAAAAAGUUCGUAUGCGAAAUCACUGGGAAUUCCUGCUUGACCUUUUUCGAAGCAAUGGAGAGUGAAGAAAGAGAAAUUAAAGGCGUUGAAAAGAACUUUCCCGAAACAUUGAGAGAACACAUUUUAAGGUUUUUACAAUUCAGUCGAAUAACAAGAUUAGAUCAAUUGGUAGACCGAGUCUACCUGGUAUUUAAGGAUGACUACUUUCCUGGAGAGACAAUAUUCAUCAAGGGCCCGAUGAAUGAAGUAGACCAAGAUAGAACGGCCGAAUCGCAUUCUACAGUUAAAUAUAGAGGGACGAUUCGAGAAAAAGUACAAUAUGGCUCAUCGGAUUCUGUGACAACAAAGUAUCUUGUCGUGAGAUUAAGUGACAUGCAAGAGGCCAUUGUAACUGGUGACAGGAUAUCUAGAGAUCGUAAUCACUUCACAAAGUGGUUGAUCAAAACUUUCAUUAAGCUUACUAUGUCGAGGUCGCAUAAAGUGGGUGCUCCUUGGGUUGUCAAGGAGGUUUACGCUAAGGAAUACCGGAUACCACAAGAAUUUCCCAAUGAUUUAAAGCAAUUUGCAUCUACAACACCAACGGGUGAAGUACUCUAUGAAGAUAAUGAAAAGGGUGGUUCUCCGACUCCAGCAGUAUUUGGAGACAGGCAUAGUCCUGGAAAUGAUAAAAGAAAACGCUCAAGUCAUCAAGUGAAAGGACUGAAAAGAAAAAAGUUAUUAAGUAAAGUACUUGAUGUCAAAAAUUCUUCUUCUCCAACACCAAAGCUCGAAUCUGAGCGUAGAAAUAGUCCCAUUUUGAUAAGGGAGAUCCUCCCAUUGAAUUCCAGAAAACGAUUCCCAAUGCAUCAUUUGCCAGAGAAAUUAUUGAACGUUAUAGAGCAUGAAGAUGGAAUGGGAUCGGACGGUCCAGGUACUCCUUCAAACUAUGCAAACGGAUUAUCGGGUAGCUCCAUCCAACCAACCAAGAAAAACUUAGUAGAAGACUUGACGAUUCCUUUUGAUCUUCAAAAUAGAAGGCCCCAGUCCAAUAUUUUGAAACUACCAGAUAAUUCCCUACGAUGGAAUCGUCGUAUAAUAGAAAAUCACCGUUUACUUUUAAAAUCUAAAUUGAACACUGAAGACGAUAUAGGCGAGAUAACUAGACAUACAGAAAUCACAAGACUAUCUCAGCAUGAUCUAUAUUCUGUACAAGAUGCUUUGCAAGUUUGGGUUUUUUUAAAUGUAUACCACGAAGCCUUGAAUCUCGACUCAUUUACAUUUGAUGAUUUUUUAUACGCGAUGGGUUGGAAUCUCAAACAAUUCGAAGAUCAUGGAAGAUGCGAGCUUCUAGACGAAAUUUGGUGUUCUGUUUUGAGUGCAAUGGUUUCUAAUGAGCCAUGUUCUGAAAAGCAAACCGAUGAGGCAGAAUCAUCGGGAACCGUUCCUGGCUUGUUAUUCACAAUUCCUCAGAAUAAACUUCAGGUAAGUCAAUCUGAUUUGGAAGAUUCACGAUCUGAACUAAACUCUCAGGAUACUGAAGAAGACUCUGCUGGCAUAUCGGAUAAUACUAAAGAAAAGAACAUAGAUUCUCCAGAUGAAGAUCACUUCCACAAUGCAUACAUGGCCAUGAACUAUAGAAACACUACGUGGGAUGAUAGGCUUCGUAAAAGAAACUUUAAAGAUGGGAGCUGGCAAUGUAUUUUACUCGGAGCGCUAUCAUUAGUUGAGCACAUUCCUAAAUAUAAACUUACCAUAGACAGAUUAUUUCGUAUACUAGCACCCUAUGAUAUGUCUCCUAGUCCAAAUACAGUUUUGAGACAGUUCUAUGAAUUUUUAGAUAUUGAUUUGAGACUUCAAGCUCUAAGUAUACUAGUUAGCCUCUUAUCGACAGGUGCGGUAGUGAGAAGACAUAUUGAUGAUUGCCUAGAAACAUCUGCUGCAUUGAGACGUUCAAGAUUAGAUCAUAUUCGUGACUUCAGGGUAGCAUUGGAAGAUUUACUGAAACAGAAUCAGAUAUUGCAAAACAUUCUUACAUCAUCUUAUGACACUGAUCAAGUUAAGAGGUCGAAGAUAGAUCUCAGGGCUCUGAUGAUUUCAGAUGAAGAAAAACAGCUAAUAAAGACCAACCAGGAGUUUAAGAAUGCAUUUGAAACUCGUAAAGAUCUAUUGAAAAGAAUUGAAGACCACAAGAAGGCUAAGAGAGAGGUUGAGAAGAAACUAGUGGAGCUAGAUUGUCAAAGGGUCAAACUUUUAGGAAAAGAUAGAUUUUUUAACAGAUAUUGGUGGUUUGAAAAUAAUGGACUUCCUACAUUACAUUCUGGAUCGAAGGAGGAGGAGGAGGAUGAUGAUGAUGAUGGAGUUAAAGAGAAAUCCGAUAUUUCUGAUGAUGAAAACGAAAAAGAAGAUUCGCUAGAUUCAACGUAUCUCAUGGGUACUUUAUGGGUCCAGGGACCAUCUGAGGAUGACCUUCGCAUUCAUUUAGAAAUGACACAGGAGAAUGCUGAGUUCUACUUAAGUGAGCUCCAACAUCCUUGCCAAAAUAAUUCUGAUGCUGGACCUUACAUGGAAAAUAAUUCAACAAUAGGAAAACUUAUAACUCCUAAGAUUGAAGAAGAGCAUUACGAAAAUGGUAACCUUGUGGCUCCUUUACAAAAAAUGAACUUUGAGAAUUUACCGAAACGUUUUAAGUCAACUGCUCUUAAGUUUGGAGUCAAAUUCAACCAAAGCGACGUUUUCAAGGUGGAUGAAAAAAGUGGUUCUGAAGAGCUCGCAUUAAACGAAUAUGGCGGCUUGCCAGAUUUCUUUUCAGUCAGCAAGUUGUCCAAUAUACAGCGCAAGAUAAUAGAAGAGAAUUCUGAUUUAUUAUUUAAUGGUUGUACCUGGCGGUACUAUUGUGAUCCCGAUGAAAUAGAUGGCUUGAUUGAAUGGCUUAAUCCUUGGGGUAAGCGGGAAUCUCAACUUAGAAAGGAGCUCUUGAGUGUUAAGGACUCUAUGAUUAGGAGCAUGAAAGCAAGAAAGAAAGCUCUAUAUGAAACCUUUGUACCUGAUGAAGAAUCAUCGUUGACAGGAAAGAUCAUUGAAGUUGAAAGAAGGAUACAAAAUUUUGAAAAAGAAGACGAAUUGGUAUCUGAUGGUGACAUUAAAACUCAAGAUCAUAAAAGAAGUCUUAGAAAGAAAGUUUUGCCUCGAAAACGACAAAAGCUAAAUUCUAUAGGGGACAUUUUAAAGAAUGGCGACCUUGAGAGUCUCAUAGAUCUCAAGCAUGCGCUCAAACUGGAAUUGGAGACAAAAGUUAUUCAAAGGGAAGCAUCGAGGGUUCUUAAAUAUACAAAUAAUAUUGCUCAAGAACAUUUUGAGAAGUCACUCUAUCUUGGUGGAGAUAAGAAAUUAAAAAGUGGUAGAAAACCCAACAAACUCAAAGCUUAA